Molecule: messenger RNA, 642 nt
Organism: Scomber japonicus (chub mackerel)
Lineage: Eukaryota; Metazoa; Chordata; Actinopteri; Scombriformes; Scombridae
Exons: 2
Coding region: 1-642 (213 amino acids)
Source: RefSeq, a predicted model, not a curated record
AUGGCACACAGCAGAGGGAUGCACUCCUUGUUUCAUCUGACACUGGUGUUGUCCAUCGUCCUGACCUCAGCUCUGAGAACCCUCGACUCCAAAAAACAGCUGCAGGACAGUGGGUUUGGUGAACCGCCACCUCGCCACGGCAUCAGACUGCUGAAGUGGUACGUUAAGAAGUGCCUGGACAACAACAUGGUGGCUGUACGUGCAUGUGAUCCCAGACAGGGAAAGUACGGAUUUCAUGAGUUUCACAACCUAGAGGGUCUGCUUCCGGAGAUAGAGGACAAAAGGCAAUACAAAUACUUUACCAUUGGAAACCUCAACCGUCGUUAUGGUAAGGAUCUGCCAAAUGAAGUCAAGAAGGACUACGACCCCAAGAACCCCAAAAGUAACAUGGACAGAGUUCUGGUGAGAUACAACAAUAACAAUAAACGCAUCAGUGACAUCUACGCAUCUGCACAUUAUAAGUCAAAAGAGACAUACAUAAUUGGCCCCAAACUUAUUGCCUCUUUUCGACGGUCAAGCCCUCUUAUAGAGUGUGAGAAUAGUUUCAUCUGUGGUCAGAAGGAGUGGUAUGCUGCUUUCAUCUUAGAUGCACAACACACACAGAAGUUGACCCCAGUUUCCACUUGUGUCAGCAGCGAGUAG